Fopius arisanus is the source of this 6233-nucleotide messenger RNA. It is a transcript of the gene POSH, whose product is annotated as Plenty of SH3s. The record is from RefSeq and is a predicted model, not a curated record. Lineage: Eukaryota; Metazoa; Arthropoda; Insecta; Hymenoptera; Braconidae. Gene Ontology annotation, molecular function: protein binding; ubiquitin protein ligase activity; metal ion binding. Gene Ontology annotation, biological process: positive regulation of JNK cascade; protein ubiquitination; positive regulation of proteasomal ubiquitin-dependent protein catabolic process. The coding region runs from base 1039 to 3663 and encodes 874 amino acids. The transcript has 7 exons.
UAUAAUAAUAUAAUAAUAUAAUAGUAUAAUAAUAUAAUAAUGUAAUCAUAAAAUUGAUAAAAUUGAUGACCAAUUUUAACCCAAUGAAUGUACAAAUAAAAAUGUUCAUACUCCAAUCGUCCUAACGAUGCACAAUCGAUUGCACUAGAUCAUUCCCCUAAUUAGUGCACCUUGUUGGGUGCACCUGGAGAGACGAAGAGGCCAUUGAUUAAUGAGGUUUGUCGUCAGUUGUAAACCACCGAGCACUGGGCCACCAAUAGCAGCCUCUCCAUAAACCCCUGGCAACUGCAUGCGUGUUCAUUACAAGGUUUAAAACCCCACAAACACAACCGCGAGAAGUGGGAGAAAAAGUUAAAAAAAAAAAAAGGAUCACACAGGGCCGGAAAUGGCGGAGCGUGAUUGAUUCCCCGAGAAUGAUGUACGUGAACAUCAUUGGCAAAGAUCGGCUAAUGACGUCAGUUAUUUCACACGUGUGACUGAUGCACUCCUCCACAAGUACCUGGAAUAUGUGAUUAACCAAGUGUCCAAGAUUUUCACUGAUAAAUUGGCAGUGAGUCUAGUGCAUUGCCAUCGGUGACACACGCACGAGCAAACAAGGCGUUCCUCAGUUGCUCUAGGUGAUACUGUCCACUGGUGAACAAACAGAAGAUAAAUCCACAGGAUUAUCAUCUCGGGUACCAAAAAAUGAGAGGUCAACAAUUAUCAAGGAGUCCAAGUGUCAUUCAUAUCUCGUGGCCAACAGAAUUCCUUAUUCUUACGAGUGUAACGACCGCCCUCAUGUAGCGAAAGUGAAUUGUGUGAUAGUGCAUUCACUAUUGUGAUUUGACAGACUGAGAAUGACAUUCAACAAUUUUGAGAAUUAAAUUCUUUCGCGUUAUUGGAGUAAUUGGAAUAAUCCUGAGAGUACGAGGAUGGUUGAUUAAUAGUGGAUACCAUUAGAGUUUUUCGGGUCCCGAGGGAAGUCGAGGUUUGUUUAAGGCCUUUGAAGAUGGUAGUGUAAUUUCCAGAGAGGAUAACGACAAUAAAACCUUGAGGAAGAUGGACGAGUGCAUGUUGAAUGACCUUUUGGAGUGCUCUGUCUGCCUCGAGAGACUGGACACCUCCAGCAAAGUGUUACCCUGUCAGCACACGUUCUGCAAAAAAUGUCUGGAGGAGAUAGUGAGCACUCACCGUGAGCUCAGAUGCCCGGAGUGUCGUGUCCUGGUGGACGUCAAGGUGGACGAUCUGCCCCCGAAUGUACUGCUGAUGAGAAUCCUCGAGGGGAUGAGGAAUGCCACUCCCAAGAGUGCCAAACCUUACUCGAGAACCCUGAGCACUCCCCAGAGGCUCUUCGGUGGUCAUCAGGUAUCCCCAGCUGUCAAUCCCACACCAUCACCCAUUGUUUUAGCUGUUGAUCCUGCUAGACACGCCAAUGCCUCCGCCAAACAGGUUCACCUGCACAAUCAGCCUUAUGGAAGGGCUAUUUAUGAUUAUAUCUCCAAAGUACCUGGGGAUUUAAGCUUCAAGAAAGGAGAGAUCGUUGUUCUCAGAAAGAAGAUUGAUAAUAAUUGGUACUUUGGGGAGUGUGGAGCCAAUCAUGGGGUAUUUCCACUCUCCUAUGUACAGGUGAUGACACCUCUGCCUCCCCACGUGCCUCAGUGCAAAGCUCUCUAUGAUUUUCGCAUGACUAAUGACGAGGAGGAUGGAUGCCUGACCUUCAACAAGGGAGAGGUGAUAAGUGUGAUAAGACGAGUGGACGAGAACUGGGCAGAGGGAAAGCUCCUGGACAGAAUAGGAAUAUUUCCCCUGGCAUUCGUGGAGUUGAACAGCGUGGCACGUGCCCUGAUGAAGCUCUCGACGAAUGUCCAGCCAGGGCCAUCCCGAGUGGCACCCCCAACCCCUACAAACGAGGAGAUAACACCCCUGAUCCCCACGGAUCACACGAGAAACGUGCAAACCCCGAGGGAUAGCAAUCCCAGUGUACCAGUGACAGGUGCCCUGGCAGUGUCUGACUCGAGUUCAACGGUGUCAUCGGGUGGUAGCUCGACAACGACAACCCCCAACACACCAAACAGUUCAAGCACAUCAAGCAGCUCCAGUACAGCGCCAAGCAGUCCCAUCAGCCCAGCGACAUCACCACCAGCUGUUGGCAGUCGUCACUCAGCGAAACGUCACAGUUUUACAGCCAUGAACAGUGGACACCACCAGCAUCCUCAUCAUCGACACUCAGCAGAGAUUCUCAGUCCCCCGGUGGAUACCAAUGGUGGCAGCAACACCUCCACCUCCACCUCCGACGUAUUCUCAUCACCAAUUAAUGCCUCUCCAGGGCCUGAACAUAACAUCAGGCAUCGACGCAGUGGCAGCAGUGAUCUUGUGCUCUCUCAGCCAUCAUCAAGCCUCCCAGCAUCCAGCAAUCUUCCAGCUGCAUAUAUUGCCCUGUAUCCUUACAAGCCUCAGAAGGGGGACGAGCUCGAGCUGAGAAAAGGGGGAAUUUACAUGGUCACUGAGAGAUGUCAGGAUGGCUGGUUCAAGGGGACGUCCAAUAGAACUCAGAAGUGUGGGGUUUUUCCUGGAAAUUAUGUGGCACCUGCCAAGUGCCAGAGGGGAAUAUGUCGAGUCACUCCCACCAGUACUCAUCAGACUGCCACAUUGACCACUGUACAGAGUCCAGGUGACACCAGGGGAACUGUCACGUAUACCAAGGGCAAGGGAACUAUACAGCAGUCGUAUAGCCCUCGAUCCCUACCACCACCUGAAUUACCACCCAGGGCUGUCAGCCCUUCACCUGCUGUCUCUGCUUCCUGGCAUGGGCAGGCUCAGGGUCACAGCCCUUCCAGGGGAAAUGAACAGGCCAAUCCUCUCGGUAGAAGCCACAGUGCUGUCAUGACGUCUAGUGUCGCAUCUCCAGGGAAGACGAUGCUUUCUCCACCCUCCACAGGGACACCAGCCACGAGCUCAUCUGACAUCAACAGGAGCCCCUCCAAUACCCUGAGGAUCACCGGUGGCAUCACACCACCACCAAACACCUCUGCUGCUGCUGCCUCCAUCAAGUCCAAUGAAAAAGUAAAGACUAAAGAGAAGAAGGAGAAAGGGGUGUCCCUCAUGAGGAGAUUGACAAACAUAAAAAAAUCCAAGUCCCCACCUCCUGCCACUUACUCCAUGGAUAAUCCUGUCUUCGAUGAUGGGAAUUUCGUCACUUCUCUGGAUACUGUACACGUUCGCUCGGGAUCCUGUCCGAGUCAAUUGCUCCAGGUGGUACCAAACCAGGAAGGAGUCUCACCGAAUCAUCUCCGAGUGUAUCCUGGAACGGUUCAAGGGAGUGUCACAGCAUCACAAAGAGUUAAGCACAAGGAACGGCCAGCAUUGCCCGUUUCCUUUGUCCAGAGGUCCGGAGAGGCGGGAUGUGCUGUCGCUGUCUCUGGGAAUCACCACAGGAAGAGCAACUCCCUCGACGCAGGCAUGGGAAAACAGAGUAAACAACAGACUGCUACUCGCGAGAGAGAAAGGGUCAAUCGUUUUCGUUGCAUCGUGCCCUAUCCUCCGAACAGUGAAUUCGAGCUGGAGCUGCGUGUUGGUGACAUUAUCUAUGUCCACAAAAAGCGUGAGGACGGAUGGUACAAGGGGACCCAGCAGCGUACAGGACGCACUGGCCUCUUCCCAGCGAGUUUCGUCGAGGCUUUCUGAGACACGACCAAUGGUCGUCUCGUUCUAGAGACAUGUAUAUGAACGACGUACGUCAUAGAAGAGACAACCCUUAAGCAAUGGAGUGAGUUUGCCGGAACUAUUCAAUCGAGUGAGUAAUUAAUUGAGUCAAGUGCCGAACGUUGAGUAGGAGAAUUGAUAACUGCCAUGGCUGGUGAGUGAAGAAAUUAUUAAUAAUGUAAGCUGUACGGGUAUAAUCACUCGUACGCUGAAAUCGCGUGCAAUUUUAAUUACUGCCAGUGGUGAUAAUUGAGGUGGACAUUGUCAUGGAUCUGGUGAUCUGUGGGAGGACCUUUUGAAGCUCAGACGCAGUAUCUUGUCGAUUCUAUGUCGAGUCAUUUUUUGAUUAAUCUGUAAUUUAGGAAAAAUUGUGUCUUUGUCUUGUGGGUAUCAUUGAGGAAUGUAUAAGACUAACUUCAUUGAGACUUAUAAAAAUGCCAUUUUUGUACAGUUGUUUUUUAAAUCCUGUGUAGUCCAUUUUUUUUAGUCCUUUUUAUUCAUUUUUUAUGGAUUUUUUGGGUUACAACGUGCAGAGGUCACUGACUAUCUCGUCAAAUUUCCGAGAAACAAUUAAUUUCCACGUUAAUUAAUGGAAAAUGUUCAUUUACUAAAUUAUUUAGUAGAAGAAAUUCUAGAGAUUUGACUCUUUUCAUUGCUGUCUAUUAGCUUUUACGUGAAAUUUAAAUCAUUGUCUGUUUUUACAUUUUUUUUUUACGUUGAUUCUGUAAAGAAUGAGAUUUACUAUUUUGAAAAGUUUUUAGACCCUCGGUGAUUAAUGAAUAUUGUUUACAAUGUUGAAUGGACGAUCGGUUGUACGUUUUAUCUUAUGACAAUGUCAAUGCGUCAUCGAGGUGCGUACUGACUGUCCAUUUGAUGAUGCACAUAUUAAUGAUAAAGCAUAUCUCUAAUAGCUGGAAUACUCUUGUCGAGUCAAGUGAAUAUAAUUUUAACAAAGGCGUGACAAAGCGUACUUAGACUCACAACUACACGUGUGCAAAUAUUCCAUUGAAAAACCCAAAACUUUCUAUUAAAAAAAAAAUGAUUUCCCCUGCAAUUCGUUUUAUGUGCAUCAUAAAAAAUGCAUUUCAAUAAAAAAAAAUAAUUAAUUGAUAGUCCAUUCAUGAUAAUUUAUCAAUUAUGAAACAAAUUGAUAUUUUUAUCGAUAAUUUUCAUAGGAAAAAUCACAAAUAUCGAUACAUGGUCACAUAAAGUCUGGGAUUUUCUGUCGAUUUUUUGCACGCGUGUGAUUUUAUUUAUUUGUUUUUUAUGAAGUAUACUAUGUAGCCAAACUAAUGGGACCGAUGAGUCCCCUAGAGGAAGAGAAUAUAAUAUACAUAGGUUGUAUCAUUGAACAGUCGCAUUGAUUAUUAUUCUGGGUGACGACUCAAUUGUACCUAAGCUUCGCAGUCAUCAAUUAUUCAGAUCCUCUUAAUGGACUGAGUGAACAACUAGGUAAAACAAAUAGCAAGAAUUUUUUCAUGGAGGUGAAUAAAAUUUGAAGAAACGUGUCAUAAUCGAGACUCCGCGAGUGUUCAAUGGCUUGUACUGCGUUUAAAUAGGAAAAUGUAUUAAUUGAUUAAUCACGCAUAAUUCGAGGAUUCAUAAUUAAUAGCGAUGUAAAUGAUAAUCGUAAGUGAGAGAGGAAAUUGAGUGAAAUAAUGUAAUUUUUUUGUGUUCAGGUACGUUUUCUGGAUUCAAUUAAACAAUAAUAAUCGAAGAGUUGAGAUUAACUGAUUCUAUUUUACCUUCAGCACGAAUUUACUAACGCACAAGCACAAUGUCAGAAUUUUUUCGCUGGCUUUUUUCAAACUUACGACUCUUCACUCUUUUAAGAUGAAUAUAUUUGUAGGUGACGAGUCUUUCACAUAAAUUAUUGGGGAAAUUCUUCGAUUAUUUUUGGAUGUUACCACUAAAUGGCCGUCAUACACCCCCCGGAGAUGAGAAUAAUAUUUAUACACCCAUUUUGUAUGACUGUAGAUCAGUAAGUCACAUUUUACGAUAAAUAGGGGAUAAUGGGGUCUUAAUCUUAAGCACAAACGAUCAUUGAUUAAUUGUGGUGAACGAUUUUUACGAGCUUCAUCCCCACAACGAUUGGCUCACCAGCAAUUUAUGACUCUAACAAAGAAGUAAAGAGUAACAGAUCGACUUGGCUGGUAGUUAAAUUUUUUAUGCAAAAAUAUUACUUGUCAUUUGAUCGAUCAGUUAAAUCGAUACUGUUUACCUUUUUGCUGCUAAAUUUAUCGAGUCGCGAUUGAGUCACAUAAUGACGUCCAAUUUAUUUAUUCUAGCGAAGUAGUGGGUAGUCGAGGAACCAAACUGUAAUGCAUUUUAAUUAUUCAGACGAUCUUUUAUCAACCGUGGGCGAAUUUAUUCAGAUGCAUACCAUACGAAAAUCAAGAGAAUUUCAAGAGGAAACGUGUCAAUUCUCUCUCAUGACAUUUCACCUGUUUAUUAUUCCUCUUAGAUACUGGGAGAGUAUCAUAAAUACUUUACUCCAAUCGUUUUUACAUAUUCAAUUUCAAAAACAUCACGAAAUUAUUUAUCUCGACGAA